CCCGAAUGUCGCGUGGGCGUCAACUCCAAGUGUUCCGCCACUUGUGGGGCAUCGAGCCGGCGGUGGACGUCGCAACCAACCUGAAAUUAGUUCCCCAGCUCAAGGCGCUGGGAUACAAGGGUGUCGAAGCCAGCUUGAGUGCGAUUCAAGCGCACGGAGGAGCGGCAUUCCUCGACGAGCUCAAGGCCCAUGACAUGAACCUCAUUGUGGGGGUGUAUUCGGGAUGGACAGACUAUAUUCCUAAUGCGUGGGAAGAAAAGAGUGCCGACGAACACCUCAAGCAGUUCGAAGACGAAGUGAACCAGGCGCAUGCGCUGUCGUUGCGCCCCGUCAUGCUAAACGCACACGCGGGUUGCGAUCACUGGAGCGACCGCGAUUGCGUCGAGUUCUUCUCCGCAGCCUUAGAGCGCAUCCCCCAUACCGGCGACAUCCCCAUUGCUCACGAAACCCAUCGAGGUCGGGCGCUGUGGAACCCAUGGAGAACAUUGCACGUGCUCGAACAGUUUCCUUCCUUAAAACUCACGCUGGACUUUUCGCACUGGGUCGUCGCCGCCGAGCGCUUACUCGACUCGGAAUGGGACCACCAGUGGAUCGAGCGCGUUCUGCCGCACGUCCUCCACGUCCACGGACGCAUCGUCUCGGACGAAGCGCCCCAAGUCAUCGACCCGCGAGACCCACACGCCAAGCCCUUCGUGGACCGGUUCGAUCGCUUGUGGUCGCAGGUGUGGCAAGUCCAAGCGCGGAAGAACCUCAUCUCGACGUUCACGCCUGAAUAUGGGCCGUCGCCGUACACUCCGAUGGCCCCGUUCACCGGCGCGCCAUUGAGUGACGUGUGCGACGUGGUCAACUUCGAAACGCGUCGCCAACAAGCUCGCUUCGCCACGAAGUACAGUUUUCCACACUGAUCAUCUCGUGGUGGUGUUGCCGCCAUCUAAUAAUGUGUCAUUACUGGUUGAAUUUACGAUUAUAAGAUGAUUAUAAUAUGAUUAUCUCGUGUUGCG
Messenger RNA from Aphanomyces astaci, 1001 nucleotides. RefSeq lists its product as hypothetical. The transcript has a single exon. Lineage: Eukaryota; Oomycota; Saprolegniomycetes; Saprolegniales; Verrucalvaceae. The record is from RefSeq and is a predicted model, not a curated record. The coding region runs from base 6 to 905 and encodes 299 amino acids.